Molecule: messenger RNA, 4249 nt
Organism: Suillus bovinus
Lineage: Eukaryota; Fungi; Basidiomycota; Agaricomycetes; Boletales; Suillaceae
Product: CHAT domain-containing protein
Exons: 3
Coding region: 1-4014 (1337 amino acids)
Molecular function (GO): protein binding
Source: RefSeq, a predicted model, not a curated record
AUGGAUGCGUUAGCACUACAGACGGAUGUCGGACAUUGUCUUCUCGCACAAUACCGCAGGACGCAGAACAGUAGGGAUCUCGACCAAUCUAUAAACCACUUUGAACGCGCCUCGGAUCUCUGCCCCGUGGACCAUCCCUACCGCCAUGCAGCACUGUUCAAUAUAGCCACUGCGAAGUUUGUUGGUUGCAAAGCUAACGGAACAUACCUCGACCUCGACAAACCCAUCUCUCUCUUCCAAGACACACUUGAUUUGCGUCCCACUGACCAUCCAGAUCGACCCAUCACCCAACUCUAUCUUGCCAUUUCUCUGUUGUCUCGCUUCGCAAAACGGGGAUUUCAAACAGAUGCUGACACAGCCAAAGAGUUAUUGAACGAAGUCCUCCAACCCGCCGCAUCCAUGUUUCCGUUAUCGCCAGAUCAACUUGCCGAUCGAGCAGAGCGGUGUUUGCAGGGAGAUGAACCAUAUGCCUUAGAUGAAGUGAUAUCUCUUCAUUAUGAUGCACUGGAAUACUACAAUACCGGGUAUGCUUGCCCAGGGCAAUUGCUACGUAGUCUGGGUGUAAUGCUAAUCACUCGCUUCGAGCGUCGAGGCAACGACGAAGAUUUGGAUCAGGCUGUCGCGCUUCACAGGGAAGCGCUGGCCUUGCGCCCGGUCGGUCAUCCAGAUCGGUCCAUGUCAUUGAAUGACCUUGCAAAUCAACUCGCCACCCGAUUUGACCACCGAGGCAACGAUGAAGACUUAGAUCAGGCUAUUGCGCUUCACAGGGAAGCGCUGGCCUUGCGUCCGGUUGGUCACAGAGAUCGGUCCAUGUCAUUAAAUGACCUUGCGGUUGAAAUUUCCACCCGCUUUGAGCAUCGAGGCAACGCAGAAGAUUUGGAUCAGGCUAUCGCACUUUACAGGGAAGCGCUAGCCUUGCGCCCAGUCGGUCAUACAUGUCGGUCCAGGUCAUUAAAUAACCUUGCGGUUGAACUCUCCAUCCGCUUUGACCACCAAGGCCACGACGAAGACUUAGAUCAGGCUAUUGCACUUUACAGGGAAGCGCUGGCCUUGCUCCCGGUUGGUCAUACAGAUCGAUCCAUGUCAUUAAAUAACUUUGCAACUCAACUCUCCACACGCUUUGACCACCGAGGCAAUGACGAAGACUUGGAUCAGGCUAUCGCGCUUCUUAAAGAAGCGCUGGAUUUGUGCCCGGUCGGUCACACAGAUCGGUCCCUGCCAUUAAAUAACCUUGCAAAUCGACUCUCCACCCGCUUUGAGCACCGAGGCAACGACGAAGACUUAGAUCAGGCUAUCGCACUUUACAGGGAAGCGCUGGCCUUGCUCCCGGUCGGUCACACAGGCCGGUCCAUGCCAUUAAAUAACCUUGCGAGUCAACUCGCCACCCGCUUUGACCACCGAGGCGAUGACGAAGACUUGGAUCAAGCUAUCGCACUUUACAGGGAAGCGCUAGCCUCGCGCCCAGUCGGUCACACAGAUCGGUCCAUGCCAUUAAACAACCUUGCGGUUGAACUCUCCACCCGCUUUGAGCACCGAGGCGACGACGAAGACUUGGAUCAGGCUAUCGCACUUUACAUGGAAGCGCUGGCCUUGCGCCCGGUUUGUCAUACAGAUCGAUCCAUGACAUUGAAUAACCUUGCAAAUCAACUCUUCACCCGCUUUGAGCACAGAGGCAUGGACGAAGAUUUGGAUCGGGCUAUCGCACUUGAUAGGGAAGCGCUGGCCUUGCUCCCGGUCGGUCAUACAGAUCGGUCCAUGUCAUUGAAUAACCUUGCAAAUCAACUCUCCACCCGCUUUGACCACCGAGGCAUCGACGAAGAUUUGGAUCAGGCUAUCGCGCUUCUUAGGGAAGCGCUGACCUUGCGCCCGGUUGGUCACACAGGUCGGUCUAAGUCGUUAAAUAACCUUGCAAAUCAACUCUCCGCCCGCUUUGAGCACCGAGGCAACACAGAAGACUUGGAUCAGGCUAUUGCACUUAACAGGGAAGCGCUGACCUUGCACCCGGUCGGUCACACAGGUCGGCCCAAGUCACUAAAUAACCUUGCAAUUCAACUCUCCACCCGCUUCGAGCACCGAGGCAAUGACGAAGACUUGGAUCAGGCUAUUUCACUUAACAGGGAAGCGCUGACCUUGCACCCGGUCGGUCACACAGAUCGGUCCGUGUCAUUAAUUAACCUUGCAGCUAAACUCUCCACCUGCUUUGAGCACCGACACAACAAAGAAGACCUCGAUGAAUCGCGAGAGAAUUUGCGCUAUGCAUUGACACUGUUGACGCAACAUGAUCCUCGUCAAUUAUUAGUCCAUAGGUUACUAGCUGAUGUCUAUCUCUUGUUCCAUCGAUCGGGACUUGACGGCAUUGGCCCAGGCGAAGAUAUGGACGGUCUGAAUGCUGCUAUGGAUCAUUUCAAGGUAGCAGCAAAUGUUAUCUCAGGAGGCUCGCUAUCUCGUCUGCGAGCAAGUCUACUCUGGGUUAUUAAUGCUCGUCAACAUUCACAUGCCACUGAACUGGAGGCAUAUGCAACUUCCAUGCAACUCCUGGACGUUUACAUGUCCGCGACGGCUUCAGUAUCGUCUCGUCACAAUAUCAUGAAGAAUUUCCCAAAUACACUUGCCGUGGAUGCUGCAUCAUGUGCUCUUCGUAGUGGUGAUGUGUGUCGCGCUGUUGAGUUGUUGGAACAAGGCAGGACUAUCAUCUGGACCCAGAUGACACGACUCCGCACGCCUCUUGAUAGUGCCCAGACACGCGGCAGUCACGCAGCGGCCCUGAUGAAGAGGUUCAGAGACCUCAGCUCCCUCCUCGAGAAACCUCCCGCGAACUAUACAGAAGUAACCCCAAGAGUUGAUGUAGAAGCAGAAGAAACCCGGUACAGAAGUCUAGUGCAGGACUGGAAUAGAGCUGUAGAAGAGAUCCGGAAGAUCGAUGGCCUGUCUCACUUCCUCCUUCCUCCCUUAUUCUCUGAUCUUCAAGAUGCAGCCUGUGAUGGCCCUAUCAUCAUGCUUAUCGCAAGCAAGUCAUCUUGCCAUGCCAUUAUCAUCCCGCACAAACAACCUCCGAUUAACAUUCAACUCCAUACCAAUGUUGAGAAACUUCUGAGAUUGGUAAACGCACUCCAGGAGGCAGUUCCAAAGGAGGCCGGUCCUAAAGGGAACCAAACAGCGCUUAUAAAGGCUUUGAGAAAGUUGUGGGACGACGUCGCCUGCCCAGUAGUCGAGAGUCUGAACGGAUUUGCACGACGAGGUUCCCGAAUAUGGUGGUGCCCGACGUCUCUCUUCAAUUUCCUGCCGUUGCACGCUGCUGGCGAGUACAAGGCAAAGGGAAAGUCCGUUUCGCAGCAGUAUAUCUCUUCAUACACGCCAUCGCUCGCAGCGCUGAUGAAGGCUCGCGGAAGUUAUGAUAGGUCCCCGUCGGUGCCCUUUGUUGCCAUUGGUCAGGAUUGCCCAGCUGGUGCCUCCUUCACUUUGGAUGCUGUGGAGCCUGAGCUGGAAUUGGUGCGGAGACUUUUACCCCCUCCCCCAGCUUCUUCCUUCUCCAAAAUAACCAGUAUUGAUGCCACGAAAUCGAGAGCACUGUGCGCAUUGCAGGAUAAUACUUGGCUUCAUUUUGCGUGUCAUGGGACACAGGCAUACAAAGAACCCUUCAAGUCAGCCUUUCUCAUGCGCGACGAACCGCUUUCACUUCUCGAUAUCACACAAACGGAUCUGUCUCGACAUGAAUUUGCAUUUCUUUCUGCCUGUGAAACUGCAGUCGGUGACCAUUAUACUCCUGACGAAGUGAUACACCUAGCGGCUGGCCUGCAAUUCGCCGGGGUUAAGAGUGUUAUUGGGACAUUAUGGAAGGUCAACGAUAAUACUGUGCAGCGAUUAGUCGAGGCAUUCUACAAAAACUUUUGCGGGGAUGGUACAAUGAAUUCUAAACGAGCUGCCCGGGCGCUGCACCGAGCGGUCCAGUCGUUGGCUUGUGACACAGACAUACCCUUGGACCAGCGCAUAGUGUUCGUGCAUAUUGGCAUAUGAUCAAUUCUCAUCUAGUCAUGAUCACGCGCAACCUGCUGUCAAGGACUUUGUUAUUCAAACUUUGAAACUGUAUACCUCCACGACAUGUACACCCGAUUUCGACUUCAAUUUGUAUUUUCUGGCUUGUUACCUCAGAUCACUGAUGAUUAGUGGGUAAGGAUGAAGUUACACUGAUCUGGCAUAGCGCCUGGACACAAUUUACGAUGGACGUGAUAGUCGAGUGUCUGAAUUGCGU